Messenger RNA from Papilio xuthus (Asian swallowtail), 1615 nucleotides. RefSeq names its product DUF1676 domain-containing protein Osi2 (gene Osi2). Lineage: Eukaryota; Metazoa; Arthropoda; Insecta; Lepidoptera; Papilionidae. The transcript has 8 exons. Gene Ontology annotation, cellular component: membrane. The coding region runs from base 365 to 1390 and encodes 341 amino acids. The record is from RefSeq and is a predicted model, not a curated record.
UAUAAAAUUAUUUAUCAAAGUUUGUUUGGAAAAAAAUAAUAGUGUUUUCAUUUUUUUGCACUUAUAUCACAAAUACGUGGAACUCAAUCAUCCAUAGCAUCUGAAAACAUCGUGACAUAAAGCAUGUGCCGUACUUUCUAUCUUUGACAGUAACAAAUGGAAAUGUUUACGUACAAUACCAAUGAUUUUGAACCUAAUCUCAAACAGAUAAGAACUAAUUUUAAUAAUCAAGUUUUAUUGCGCGCAACUAGCGGAAACAAACAGGAAAGUGAAGUGUAAAAUGAAAAGCAAGAAAAAUAUGCGAAAGAAUGUCGAAUACGAUUUACACAUAAACUGAUGAUAAAGUCGCACAUUCAACACAACAAUGGUAUACCAAGCUCGAUGGUUCAUGCUGGUUAUAGCAGCAGCAUUAGCGCUGCAAUCCAAAGGUGAUGGUGGUAUACGACUACCAGAUCAGCCGCCGAAAGAAGAAACAGAAGGCAGAUCUUUAAAUUUCGGCGGUGACAAUGGACGAUCGCCCCAAGCAUCCGGGCGUGGUCUUCUAGACUGGAUCGGUCUUGGCGAGGAUCAAGAUCCUUACAUCCAGCAAGCGACACAGCAAUGUAUCAACGGUGACCUCGCUGAUUGCUUCAAAGCUCAAGCAUUAAGAUCUUUCGAUGAUUUCUUUGACAAACAAGCUUAUAAAUUAUCAGAUAAUGCAGUUCUGGUAAAAGUGGAGUCACAAGCACGCGCUUUGGCUCACGAACCUCCAGAGCUAAGCUCUCAGCCACGCAGCGAAGAUACAGAUUGGGAUGCUCUAGUCAAAUUCGGAAUGAGGAAAAUUGAAAGAUUCUUAAGGUCUACAGCACUGGAAAUGCAGUUAGACGAUGACGUCACUUCCAACGGUGUCAUUGCCCCUCGAUUCCUCGAUCAGAUUGCGGAUGAAGUCGAUAUCAUCGAAGAUAAGAAAGCACCUUUCCGUCGUCAUAAGCUAAAGAAGCUGAUAAUUCCUAUGCUGCUGAUCCUCAAGCUGUUCAAGCUGAAGCUGCUGCUCUUCCUGCCUCUCAUACUCGGUCUCGCCAGCUUCAAGAAAUUCCUAGGAUUCAUGGCACUUAUUGUACCAGGUGUCAUUGGCUACUUUAAGUUCUGCAAACCUAAUCUUACAUCGCCGUUCUCCUCCAACCAUUACUCCGGGCCUCAAUACUCCCCAGCUGGCAUCGGUAUCCAUGGCCCUUACAGAGAAAGUCCACCACACUAUGCUCAAUAUGAGAGCUAUCCCAACCCUCAUAAAUAUGGAUCAAAUGGCAUCGCGUUCAGGGACCAUGAAUCAAGCCCUCAAGACCUCGCGUACCAAGGUUGGGAAUACAGGAACAAAAAUGGUGGCGAAGAAAUCAAAGCAGAAAGCGCUUGAAGACUGAUUAUGAAAGUUGAAUAUUAAAAAUGUAGCGCUGUCUUGCUACAAGUCAUUUUGUAAACCAAUAUAUUUAAGUUUUGUAAAAAAUGAAUUAAAUUUUGUAAAUUUUGUAAAACCGGUAUAUUCGGUUUCUUGGUAUACUUCAUAAGUGUAAUGUAAAUAGAAUCUAUUAGCUAUAAAUUAAGAGAUAGGCUAUUUUUUUAAAUACUCAUUGCCUUGAAG